AUGGUCGCCCAGGCUGCACGCCAGGGAAGACACCUGCAGCGUUUCACCAGGACUGGCCUCCGCCUCGUCGUCGGGUAGACUCUCUCUCUCUCUCUCUCUCUCUCUCUCUCUCUCUCUCUCUCUCUCUCUCUCUCUCUCUCUCUCUCUCUCUCUCUCUCUCUCUCAAGGCUUCUGCUUCCGUUUUUCUCCUGCAGGUGUAUCCCUUACAAGUUCGAGGAGGACAUCAGAAUGGAACCCAUCGGUCAGUCCCUGCAGGUUCUUGUCAUCAGCUCUCAGAACGGCCAGGAGCUCAUGUUCCCCAAGGUAGGGCUCCUGGAGCCCUGAACUACAUCCUCUGGGAGAACAAUUUCUCGUUCAAACUUUGAUAAAUUUACGUUAGUAGAUUCUAUUUACUUCGACUUCCUAACAUAAGAUCUUGACUUGACAUGUCUGACUAGAUGGAGACGUAAAACUUUGAGCAAGGUCCUUAAUCAGCUUUAGUAAGAUCUAUAGAUGCGCUACAUCUUAAAUGAAAACAAGGUUAUGAUAGUAUGAGGGUUGAUUUACCCCUGUCAGUGGAAAUUUUUGUGAUAGCAUGUUGAUUUACUAUAUUGAGUGAAAACUAUGAUCAAUGUUAAUCUAAGGAAUUCCCUCAAAGGACAUAGAGAUUACAAUGGAUCCUGGUCCCAUAAAACCAUGAUUCUGAAACUAGAUGAAAAUUAUAAUACUAGAAGGUGGAUUUGAUGCAUUUAAAAUGGGAAAUCAUUUUAAUCACAUGUGUAUUAUCUAUUUUCAAGUGAAAACUAUAGAAAAUACAUGUAAUAUAGAUUUCUUUUGAAGAUGUGAACUUUCUAUUGUUUAAGGUUCUUUGUUCAAGUGGGAUAAGAUGCAAUAAAUUCAUGGCAUUCGAAAUGAAAUGAUGUGAGAUAUGAUGACAAUAUAUCUUCUAUAUUUAGAUUCAAAUUAAAAUAAUUAUAUUUCUGCAUUUAUGAUCAUUAAGUAUAGUUUAUAAAAAGUAUGAGGGUGGGCAUACCUUUGUUAAAUAAAAAUAUAAAUGUUGAAUAAUUUCUUGUUUUGUAUGUGCUCCUAACAAUAUGUUUUUAGUCUCCAUACAACCCAUGAAUGAGCUAUAAGUCUUAGUCCUGAUUAGAUUUACCUAGUUUAUCACAAUUUGUUAAAAUAAGAGUCUUAUAUGAACUUCAGCAGAAGUGAUGCUCAUGAUGUGAAGUAAGGUAGAAGAAAGAACAACUCACAACAAAAACACUGACGCAAUGAUUUUACAUGGCUCGGAGGUUGGCAUCCUACGUCUAUGAGAGACAACAAAAGUUUAAUUAGAUACAAAAAAUAGUACAAGAAAAUUAAUCCUUAAGAAUCCAGAAAAUAAAUCUUUGAUCUUGACCCUUUUAAGAUCUCAAAGAAUAAAUCCUUAAUCUUGGCCCUCUGAUGCAAUCACUAACCCAAGAGAUCUUCCUUAGAAGUUAUUUUCCAAUCACUCUCUCUCUAUGGUGGAACAAAGGUAGAAGUAGUUGUUCUAAGUGGCCCUGAAUUUGGAGAAGUGACACUUUAUUUAUAAGUACUUCACAGUCACCGUUGUGCAAGCAAGAACCUCGAGAAAUGUGCCAAAUAGUUUUUCUUUUUUCCACAUGCAUUUCUACAUUGAGUCCAUAAAUGUGAGCAUUUAAUGUGGCAGCCUCAAAAAUGAUAAGUCACAUUAAACAACACAAACUACCUAUCCUUGGCAUUUAGACAUACUCUAGUCGAUGAAAUUUUAUCUUAGGUCAUAGUUAAUCUAAUUUCAAAAAAGACUAAACUAACCUCUCUCUCUCUCUCUCUCUCUCUCUCUCUCUCUCUCUCACACACACACACACACACACACACUACAUACCGUUCCCCCUCCCUCCUCUUCUGCUACGCAUAUGUCAUUUGCAUUAAUUUAAUAACCAUAGAGGCAAAUCAGGAGCUCAUUCUGGGCAUAUCCAUUAGUCUCAUAUGACAACAUAUUUGGCUGAAGCAACAGCUCACUAUGAGAUAGUUUCUGAGAAAAUGUAAAUAAGUUGAAUAGAUAAGGAUCCAUCUAGGUGAUUUCAGAGAUUUUUUAAGGUCUAAAAACUAAAAGCACUUCACUUCACUUGAUAUCACUACCAUUAAUUGAAUUUCUUUACUUUACAGAAUUUCACUUAAUAUCACAUAAUUUCUUUUAGUUCAAAGUAAUCAAUUAUUUUUGCAAACUACCCCUAAAUUUUUUACAGAAAUGUAUGCAUUGAAAACAUUUUUAUACUUUAUAUUAAUUAUGUAUCUAUAUCUAAUGAAUGAUCAUUAUUUAGGGAGGUUGGGAGAUAGACGAGUCGAUAAGAGAUGCUGUUCAUCGUGAGGCCAUGGAAGAAGCAGGUGUCAAAGGUGUCAUCGAGGUACAUUUUACUGAUCUCAAUAAACUUCUUUAUGCCAUUAAUAUCAAUAAAAUGCCUCCUCAAACUCUACUUGUUUGUCAAGUGACAUGUGUAGCUCCAUCUUUAUAAAUUUUAACUUAUUUUUUAAAAUAGUUAACUUGCCUUGAACUUUAAAAUAGUUUUGAUGCCAUAAAAUGCACGGCAGCCAAAUCAGACCCACUGGAUAAAUCAUGAAUGGAAUUUAUUUGUCAACGAUUUGACUUCAUUUGGCGAACAAAGUUGGUUGCGGUUGACAUUUUGGGAGAAGUUAGGUGGAACUAUAACAACAUGAAAUACAUUCUGUGUACUAGCCCAUCAUACCCAGCUUCAUAGUUCAUGCAUUUAUGUCUCCGUGUUUUAUAGAUUCUGACCUUCCACAAAGAGGCUUUGACUUGAACAUGGGAAAACGGGCUACACACAUAUAAGUCUAGAUCCAGCUUUAUAAUUCAUGAAUGCAAAGGAUUCAAAUUUUGACUUUCCAAAAAUAGGGUUGACUUGGGAUACAACUCGUCCAAGUCGAUAAUUUUUCGUGACUGCUGACUUCCUCAUCCAUUCAGAGGAUCCUUGGCAAGUGGCGGUACAUGGGGAAAGCCGACAAGUCAUACAAGUAUGGGUUCAUGUACCCAUUGAAUGUGAAGGAGGAGCUUCUCCAGUGGCCGGAGAUGGGCACCCGCCACCGGACAUGGAUGGCAGCAGACAAGGCGAGGGAGGCAUGCAAGCAACCGUGGAUGAGGGAAGCCCUCGACAGGCUCCAACGGCGGCUCACCGGCGGCACCGCCGCCAAUAGCCCUUGCACGGCCAUAGCCAAGAUGUGCACAUCGGAGAGGUCAGCUCCAUAA
This is a messenger RNA of Spirodela intermedia, 3244 nucleotides long. The record is from the annotation of a GenBank genome assembly. NCBI's taxonomy places the organism in Eukaryota, Viridiplantae, Streptophyta, Magnoliopsida, Alismatales, Araceae.